AUGAAGAGUGGAAGAACGCAUAUGCUGAAAGGCAGUCCUACCAAAGCCAAUGCACCAGGACUGAAAAUAUCUACUUCGACAACUGGAAGGAAUGUUUCCAUUGAGUCCCCAGCAGCUGCCGAGCACUAUGUGGGUCAAGUGAACUUGCCUCUUACAGGCACAAAGUCUCCUCCGUCACAACCACCGCUAGUGGCAACUACGUGGCCUUACAAGCAAUCCGUACCAGUGCCAAACUCUGAUGACGACGACGAUCAUGCUGCAUUCUCAAGAUCAGCCCGCAUGGGUGGCAUUAGCGGGGACCACACUUCAAAUUCACUCCUACAGCCGCCGCCACAAGAGACACCGCCGCCACCCUCACCUUCACCAACGAAGACGAAGCAAAAGAAGAAGCAACUCAAUCACCUUUUGUAUAGCCACCUUUCCCCCCACCAACACCGCAAGAAGAACUGA
Messenger RNA from Cylindrotheca closterium, 450 nucleotides. The record is from the annotation of a GenBank genome assembly. NCBI's taxonomy places the organism in Eukaryota, Bacillariophyta, Bacillariophyceae, Bacillariales, Bacillariaceae.